AUGGGCGGCUUCGGAGCGGCGCUCGGAACAGCAGCAGCGACGACGACCCCGGCCCCGGCGGCGGCGGCGGCCGCGGCGGCCGGGCCGGGAGACUACCGAGGGCAGGUAUUGGAGAUCUACAACAAGUACAACCCGAGCAAGCUGGGCGAAGUGGACACCAUCCUCAAGAAAUAUGCUGGUCGAGAGGCGACCCUGAUCGAGAAGCUCAAGAAGAAGUACAACGUACCGGCCGGUGCGACCGGCGCUGCCGGCGCCGCGUCGCCGUUCACCACCCCAAGCAAGCCCGCCGCCGCUGGUGCCUCUGCGGCCGGUAAUUUGUUCGGAUCGGCGGCGGCGGCGGCGACGCCGUCACCGUUCGGAGCCGGAGUGGGAUUCGGCGCCGCGAAGCCGACGGGGUUUGGCGUUGGGGGCGGGUUCGGUCAGUCCCCAGCUGCCCCGUCACCCUUCGGACAGCAAACGCCUGCUGCCGCCGCUCCAGCACCAGCCGCGUUCGGCUUCGGCGCUACCGCCACCCAGGUCUCUAGCACCCCCAGCCCGUUCGGCGCCCCGGCCGCCACGGCUGCUCCCACCCCGUCUCCGUUUGGAGCUGCCGCCCCCGCCCCUUCCCCGUUCGGGGCUACCCCGGCCGCCGCACCGGCCGCUUCACCGUUCGGAGCUCCAGCCGCCGCCGCCGCCGCCGCUCCCGGCGCUUCGCCGUUUGCUGCUGCGCCGGCCGGGCGAGGUGACCCCGCGGUACUUCGGGCGUGGAUGCAGGAGGUGUACACCAAGUUUAAGCCGGAGAACGUGCCGAAGAUCGACCGGCUUCUGGUGAAGUACACGAACAACGAGUGGAAGAUGAUCGAGGGCAUCCUGAAGAAGUAUGCCCAGUACGGCGUAGGGCCCCCCGCCGGAUGGUCGGCGCCCGGAGGCGCGGCUCCGGCGCCGGCGGCGUCCCAGCCGGCUCCCAUGGGCUUCGGCCAGACGGCGCAGCCCGCCUUCGGCCAAGCAUCCGGGUUCGGCGGAGCGACCUCGGGUUUCGGCCAACAGCAGCCACAGCAGCAGCCACAGCAGCAGACUCCUUUCGGACAACCGCCCCAAACUGGCUUCGAAACGCGGGAAGGAGUGCAGCACGACCUAUUGUAA
This is a messenger RNA of Ectocarpus siliculosus, 1122 nucleotides long. The record is from the annotation of a GenBank genome assembly. NCBI's taxonomy places the organism in Eukaryota, Phaeophyceae, Ectocarpales, Ectocarpaceae.